ACCUUCACCAAGCCAGCAGGAAAGACCACAGAUCACAUGAUGUCACAUGACUAGAGAUGUUCCUGAGGAUGAUUCCUGUUUCAUUUCUGGAAAGGGCUGUAAAUUAGGAUUCACAAUUAAGGAAAAGAUCAAACAGUUACUUACAUAAGCCUCAAAACACUCGGGGAACAACUUCCUCCUCGACAAUUCCAGAGUAAUUACCAAAACAACAAAGAGGAAAGUCUUGCUUAUUGGUCCCAACAUUGGGGGUCCAGAGUAUAAAAGCCCCCAAAGAGAAGACACCAUCAGAAUCUGAGAAACUCACCUCUGAACACAAACCCACCCUCCACACCUGCCACCAUGUGCUGCUCCCCUUGCUGCCUGCCUUGCUGCUACAGGACCACCUGCAGAACCACCUGCUGGAGGCCCGCCUGCUGUGGGUCCAGCUGCUGUGGGUCCUGCUGCAGCCAGCCUUGCUGCUGUAGCACUCCCUGCUGCCAGCCUUGCUGCCGCCCUUGCUGUGUGAGCAGCUGCUGCCAGCCCUGCUGCUGUGGGUCCAGCUGUGGCGGGUCCUGCUGCUGCUCUCCCUGCUGCCAGCAGGUUUGCUGCUGCCCCGUGCAUGUCUGCAGAACCUGCUACCACCCCACCUGCUGCUGCGUGCCCGGCUGCAUAAGGUAUGGCUGUGGAUCCAGCUGCUGCCAACCUUGCUGUUGCUGAGAACCUUGCCAGACAGCCACCAUCUGCACACAUAACAUCUGAGAACUGACUUGCCAUUAUGGAAACAAAAUGGACCUUCUGGACUUUGUUGACAACCAGCAUGUGGGACCAUAAUUUCUGUGACUCAUCUGCCUGUUUAAAGAGUCAGCUGGAUGGAGUGCAGAGGACCUCCCUCAGUUCUCUUGCUCCAAGGUAUGUGGAUCUUGCCCCAGCUUUGUGCAUCCUCAAUAUGCAGUCAUGAUCUUGGCUUUGAUUCUGAAGUCAGGACCAAUGGCUCCCUCUAAACAACUUAGUCAAACAAAUCUUCAUAUCUUAUUUACAGGUUUCUGUAACUGAAUAACCCUCAUCAUUGCAAUUCCUUACAAUGUAAUCAUGAUUCUUGUAUAAGACUUUCUUUCUUCAGGAUCACAUUGAAUUGUCUUACUAGAUGUGGGACUCUUCUCCAUGUGUUUCUUAAUAAAGUCUAUACCAUAAGCUAUCCAUAUUGUGUGUAUUUAUUGUACAGCAUUCCUGAUUUGAAUACUUACUGCAUACUUUAUGCAUCAUUCAUUUUGAGCACAACAGCUCCCACAAUUAUUAUCUACAAUUUCAGAAAAAACAAACUCAUUGCAUAAUAUCACAAGCUAAUAAUAAUGAUCAGACUCAGUUCCAAAACUGGGUCUUCUGUUCCUGCUUAAGACAUUGGCAUUUAUAUGUCAAAGAUAUAGAGGUCAGAGCCUCUGGUUACUGCACCCUUGGCAAGCUGUGGUGUUGUCAUUGCUCAGAUAAGGUUGUCAGUAAGCCUACACACACCAU
This is a messenger RNA of Pipistrellus kuhlii (Kuhl's pipistrelle), 1491 nucleotides long. RefSeq names its product keratin-associated protein 5-5-like. The transcript has a single exon. The record is from RefSeq and is a predicted model, not a curated record. Bases 340 to 696 code for a protein of 118 amino acids. Lineage: Eukaryota; Metazoa; Chordata; Mammalia; Chiroptera; Vespertilionidae.